AUGUGUGGAAGCAGCACUUUUCCCAUUGAGAAACAGGGGGAUAAGAAUACUGUCGUACAUAGACGAUUAUCUGAUUUGCGCCUCGUCGAAAGAGCAAGCAAUCAAAGACGCAGAUAUGGUGUUAUUGCAUCUCAACAGCUUGGGAUUCAGAAUAAACAUGGAAAAGAGCCGCUUAGAGCCAGCUCAGCACGCAGAAUAUCUGGGGCUCAGUAUAAACUCCCUCUCUUAUCGAGUCACUCUGACAGAGAGGAGGAUCGCGUCAUUCACUCAAUGUCUCUCCCGUUUUCAGACGGGGAAAGUUGUCCCGUUCAGACUGUGCCUGCGAAUGCUGGGCUUAAUGGCUUCAGUGAUAUCUGUAGUACGACUGGGACUACUAAUAAUGAGAGACUUUCAGCGCUGGGUCGCGCAUCUGCGUCUGUGUUCUCGGCGUCAUCUCAACCGACAGGUGAGAGUGACGUAUGCGUGCGUCAGAGCGCUCAGACGUUGGAAAAGCCCCGCGACCCUCAGAUCGGGGAUUCCCCUGGGGGCAGUGUCGUCGAGAGUCACUAUGACGACGGACGCAUCAUUAAAGGGCUGGGGAGCGACUCUAAUGGGCAGAACUGUGAACGGCGUUUGGCCCCCUCAGCUAAUUCACAAACACAUAAAUUACUUGGAAUUGUUGGCAGUGUUUCUAGCGCUGAAACAUUUUCUGAGCUUCAUCAGGGGUCAGCAUGUUUUAGUGAAAACAGACAAUUCCACAGUGGUUGCUUAUAUCAACCGACAGGGAGGCACACGCUCUCUUCAGCUGCACCAGCUGGCAAAAGAGCUGAUUGUGUGGUGCGACAUAAGUCUUUUAUCCAUCAGGGCAACCCAUGUUCCAGGGAUAUUGAACAGGGGGGCAGACUUGUUGUCCAGAGGAAAUCCCCUGUACGGAGAGUGGAAGCUUCAUCCCCAGGUGGUGAAGCAGAUAUGGCAGAGAUACGGCCAGGCGGUCGUAGAUCUCUUCGCCUCGCAGGAAAACGCCCAAUGUCCUCUGUACUUCUCUCUGGCAGACGGAAAUGCACCAUUGGGUGUGGAUGCUUUAGCCCACCAAUGGCCAAAUGUCCUGCUGUAUGCAUUUCCCCCUCUGAGCCUGAUUUCACCCACUCUAGCCAGGGUGAGGGAAAUGGGAUUGUCGCUGAUACUGAUAGCCCCACGUUGGCCUUCCAGACCUUGGGUGGCCGAGAUUGUUCAACUACUGUCGGGUCAGCCGUGGCCCCUCCCUCCCCGGAGGGACCUCCUGUCACAAGCGGGGGGGGAAAUCUACCAUCCUCACCCAGACAGGAUAGCUCUCUGGGCCUGGCCCGUGAAAGGUGGAAUUUAAGUGCAGCAGGUCUGCCCCCAUCGGUCAUACACACUAUACAGAGUGCAAGAGCCUCUUCCACUCGUUCACUGUAUAGUAAUAAGUGGCGAGUCUUUGAUGAAUGGUGUGGACGGAUUCAUAUUGUCCCUUUUCAAUGUUCAGUGAGGGACAUUUUAUGUUUCCUGCAGGAUCUGCUAGAUAAAGGGAAAGCUUUUUCUACAAUAAAGGUAUACUUAGCGGCUAUAUCUGCUUGUCAUGUGGGUUUUGGUGACAAGACAGCAGGUCAGCACCCUUUAAUAAGUCGAUUUAUGAAGGGGGCACGACGUAAGAGGCCAGGGGCCAGGCGAAUGGUCCCAUUGUGGGAUUUGUCUACAGUCUUAGAGGCCCUUUCUCAACACCCUUUUGAGCCAUUGGAAGCUAUAGGGUUAAAGUUUCUCUCGCUCAAGACAGCACUACUGUUAGCGCUGGUGUCAGCUAAGAGGGUGAGUGACUUACAGGCACUGUCGGUCAGCCCAUCUUGUCUGCAGUUUUCUGCAGGGUUUACAAGGGUUUCCUUUCGCCCUAACCCGGCGUUCGUACCUAAAGUAGUGGAUUCGUCAUAUAGAUGUCAAACUACAGAUCUUGCAGCUUUUCACCCUCCUCCGUUCUCUUCUCCAGAGGAGGGGAGGUUGAAUGCCUUGUGUCCUGUACGAGCACUUCGUGUGUACGUAGAAAGGACAGCAGGUUUCAGGAAAAAUGACCAACUGUUCGUGUCAUGGGCUACUCCUCACAAGGGGAAGCCAUUGUCACGUCAGCGACUGUCCCACUGGAUUGUAGAAGCUAUUUCCUUAGCAUAUGCAUGCAGAGGUUCCCAACCUCCCGAGGGCUUAAGGGCCCACUCAACUAGGGGCAUGGCGACAUCAUGGGCCUUACUCAGAGGUGUUUCGGUCCAGGAGAUCUGUGCUGCAGCAAGCUGGGCCACACCGCACACUUUUGUGCGAUUUUAUAGACUGAACGUGUCUGAGCCAUCCUUAGCUCAUGCAGUGUUAGGAGUCAGCACGUCAAGUCCCAUAUGAUUGGUAUAGCGUAUGUUGCAAUCCGGGAGUGGUCUAUAUCUCCCAUAGUGAAACACCGAGCGAAGUUAGAAAAAGAACGAUGGGUUACUUAACGUAAUCCCAGGUUCUUUGAUAACAGAGUGAGGUGUUUCACCAACACUUCCCUCCUUGCAUAGGAACGGGAAGAAAUCUCUCUUAAUGACUUCGUAGGGGUCGACCUGAGUAAUAUAGGUGGGGGCGGAGCCUGAUCUCAGGUCGACCUGUCUGUCAAAGACAGACGUGGUGGCAUAGGAGCUUCCGUAGUUGGUCACGCCCAAAGCGAUUCCCAUAGUGAA
Messenger RNA from Carassius gibelio (silver crucian carp), 2690 nucleotides. RefSeq lists its product as uncharacterized. Gene Ontology annotation, molecular function: DNA binding. Bases 1 to 2376 code for a protein of 791 amino acids. The transcript has a single exon. The record is from RefSeq and is a predicted model, not a curated record. NCBI's taxonomy places the organism in Eukaryota, Metazoa, Chordata, Actinopteri, Cypriniformes, Cyprinidae. Gene Ontology annotation, biological process: DNA recombination; DNA integration.